AUGUCGAGCGUCCUCCCGAAGCUCCGGGCCCUACGGGACUCGCUUCGGACGAAGCUGGGUCUCCACGGGGGCCCGUCCACCGCCACCGUCGCGGUCGAGCCAACGCGGAAACCUCCCGACGCUUGUGGCGGCGCCGAGAGCUGCUGUCGCGCCGACGACGAUGCGGGCGCCGAGAGCUGCUGUCGCGCCGACGACAACCGCGACGAUGCCGGAUGCGUGGCGCCGACCGUGACCGGGGGCAGGAUCCUGUUCGGAUCGCAGACGGGCACCGCGCGCAGGCUGGCGCACAAGCUCGCCAACUCCCUCCGCACCAGGCACCGCGUCGACCUGCAAGUCACGGACCUCGCCGACUACGACCCCGAGGACCUGGUCAAGGAGAAGGUGGCGCUCGUGGUGCUCAGCACGUACGAGUCCGCCGACGGCGCGGCGCCGCCCGACGCCGCGCGCUGGUUCUGCAAGUGGGCGUCCGAGAGCUCGAGGGAUGAGCGCUUCGGGAUGCUGUACCUGAUGAGGGUCAAGUUCGCGGUGUUCGGGUGCGGCAACAGGGAGUACGGCGCCGAGAGGUUCAACGCGGCGGCCAGGUCGCUCGACGCCGAUCUGGCCCGGCUCGGAGGCGAGCGAGUGCUCCGCCGGUGCGACGGCGACGAGAGCUCGGGGAAGAUGGAGGAACAGUUCCACGACUGGGUGGACAAGCUCGCGGAGCGCCUCAACCCCGAGGGCGCGUUUGCAGCCAAGACGAACCUCGCGCCUGCCGUCGACGCGGACGUCGACAAGAAGGAGACUUUUUACGACACGGACGACGAGGAGGGAUCGGGCGACGACGACUACGAGGGCGCGAGCGCCGGGUCCGAGGACGGCAUGGACAUGGAGGACAUGGGCGGCGACGCGACCGGCGAGAAGCGCGAGAUGGUGACGCCGCAGCUUCGCGCCGCGCUCACCAAGCAGGGAUACAAGAUUCUGGGUUCUCACUCCGGGGUCAAGCUGUGCAGGUGGACCAAGGCGCAGCUCCGGGGGCGCGGCGGCUGCUACAAGCACUCCUUCUACGGCAUAGAGUCGCACCGGUGCAUGGAGGCGACGCCGAGUCUGGCGUGCGCGAACAAGUGCGUGUUCUGCUGGCGGCAUCACACCAACCCGGUGGGCCGCGAGUGGCGGUGGCAAAUGGACGACGCGGAGACGAUCGUGGAAAAGGCCGUGAGCGAGCACCGCGGCAUGAUCAAGCAGAUGAAAGGCGUCCCCGGAGUCAUACCGGAGCGGUUCGAGGAGGGCAUGGACCCGAGACACUGCGCGCUGUCCCUGGUGGGCGAGCCGAUCAUGUACCCGGAGAUUGACAAAUUCGUCGGGUUGCUCCACGCCAAGCGGAUCAGCACGUUCCUGGUGACCAACGCGCAGUUUCCCGACGCCAUCAAGAACCUGCCAGCGAUCACGCAGCUGUACGUUUCCGUGGACGCCGCGACGCCGGAGACGCUGAAGGCGAUCGACAGACCCUUGUUUGGGGACUAUUGGGAUCGCUUCGUCAGUAGCCUCACCGCCCUCCGCGACAAGAACCAGCGCACCGUAUACCGCCUCACGCUCGUCAAGGGCAUGAACGCCGAGGACGCCGCAGAGUACGCCAAGCUCAUCGACCUCGGCAAACCCGACUUUAUCGAGAUCAAGGGCAUGACCUACUGCGGCACCACCUCGGGAGCGUCCAACCUCACCAUGGAGAACGUUCCUUACCACGAGGAGGUUAAGAAAUUUGGCGAGGAUCUGUGCAUGGCGAGGCUGAAGCAACAGGGCGGGGAUACGGGCGGCGAGCUCACCGGGGGCACGCCCAAGGAAGCGGAGUAUGGCCUGGCGUGCGAACACGCGCACAGCUGUUGCAUCCUCCUGGGGAGAAAGGAUCCCUAUUUGGUCGAUGGGGCGUGGCACACGUGGAUCGACUACGAGAAGUUUCAGGAUCUGGCGGCCAGUGGCGAGCAGUUCAGGAGCGAGGAUUACAUGCUGCCCACGCCGCAUUGGAGCGUAUGGGGCGCGGAGGAAGGAGGUUUCGAUCCUGGAGAGACGCGGGUGCGGAAGGUGAGGAACCACCCGGGGAAGGACUCGGCGCAGUCAUCACCGCGCCCAACUGGCGAUUAA
Molecule: messenger RNA, 2115 nt
Organism: Micromonas commoda
Lineage: Eukaryota; Viridiplantae; Chlorophyta; Mamiellophyceae; Mamiellales; Mamiellaceae
Exons: 3
Coding region: 1-2115 (704 amino acids)
Biological process (GO): wybutosine biosynthetic process
Molecular function (GO): catalytic activity; FMN binding; 4 iron, 4 sulfur cluster binding
Source: RefSeq, a predicted model, not a curated record